UCACAAGAUAACGGAUUUGCCAGCAGAGCAGUUGGUGAUUAUCAUGUUUAUAAACGAUGUCGAACAUCGCCCCGACCUCACUCAAUUGCUGCAUUUUGUUUCUCAAAGUCAAAAAUCAGUGUCCUGAUGCUACCCGGAAUAAUUCUGGUGGGUCUGCUAGCAGCUGCUGGAGGCUCACAAUCGGAAGAUGAACCCCAACCUGUUGGGGAGUCCCACUUACGAUGCAGUAUACCGAACGAAUCUACGGAAGGUAUUUGCGUUCCACCAAACGAAUGCCGAGCCUUUCAGGAGAUUAAUCAUCCGCCGGAAUCGUGGUCUACCGGUCGCAUGAGCUUCAUCCGUGCGCUGCAGUGUUCGUCUGAUAAUGAAACUUUGAUUUGCUGCCUCCAGGGCCGUAGCUACCAGCUGCCGCAGCUUGAAUCCGCUAAUAUUUCCCAGCGCUAUCGUAAUAAUUCACUGGAUAUUGGAAGUCGCUUCGGAGGCGAUGAGGACGAAUGUGGCCAUCAGACGUAUGUUCAAAAAAUUAUAGGCGAUUUAACCGAGAUUGAUGAGUUCCCGUGGGCAGCACUGUUAUUCUACCGGAAUGGCCAACAGAGGUGUGGUGGGGUCCUCAUCGGGCGCUCCCAUGUUUUGACAGCAGCGCACUGCGUUGCAGGGAGCAGUUAUAAUCUACAUGGACCGCUCUCCUACGUUCGACUACGAGAAUACGAUGUUAAUCGUGAUCCUGACUGUAUGUUAGUGAAAAAUGUACAAGGGUUUUUAGAAGCGGAUUGUGCGGAAGAAAAAAUCGAUACACGCCCUUUAGCGAUUAUAAUUCACCCGGAUUAUGUGCCAAACAGUGAACAACAACACCACGAUAUUGCGCUGAUCCGGAUUGAUCGUAUCCCGAACUAUACAGACUUCUUACAACCGAUUUGUCUGCCGGAGCGAGGAUUGCGGACCGGGCUGCAAUUCGGAAAAACACUUAGCGUUUGCGGUUGGGGAAAGACAAAUUUCUUUGGUGGUCUGGGAAAAAGCCCGGUGAAAAUGAAGUCUCGGCUUCCGUUCGUAGAUCAACAAAGCUGCAUCAAAGCGUACAAAUCUCAGAGACUUUCUCUGGGUAAAGGUCAGAUUUGCGCUGGUGGUAAAAAGAACGAAGACUCCUGUGCUGGAGACAGUGGAUCACCGCUAAUGUUCUUCGAUGCUAAACAGGGGGUUUGGGUUUUGGCGGGAAUCGUGAGCCGCGGAGCGGAGGUGUGUGGCUUAGCCGGUAAGCCUGGCAUUUUCACCAAUGUUAGGGAAUAUCUUCAAUGGAUCAAAGAACACACAUAUUAAUCGAUCAAUUUUAAUAAACUUAUUCACACAUUA
Molecule: messenger RNA, 1347 nt
Organism: Wyeomyia smithii (pitcher-plant mosquito)
Lineage: Eukaryota; Metazoa; Arthropoda; Insecta; Diptera; Culicidae
Product: CLIP domain-containing serine protease B8-like
Exons: 4
Coding region: 127-1314 (395 amino acids)
Biological process (GO): proteolysis
Molecular function (GO): serine-type endopeptidase activity
Source: RefSeq, a predicted model, not a curated record